CGAAAAUACUUUAUAAAAAGUAACAAAGUCAAAACUUUUUGUUUGUACUGUUCUUUGUUCAUUGAAUUAGAAAAGUCAAAAUUGUAAAAAUGCUCAAAGCAGCUGCUACUUUGUUUUCUCCCCGAUUUGGUUAUGCUUUGCAAAAGAGAUAUAUAACAAAUAUUUGUAAAAUGGCUGAUGAAAAACUUAACGCUGUUCCUGAUGUCGAUAUUGAGGAAGGUGUAUUUAAAUAUGUCUUGAUAAAAGUUUUUGGCAAAGAAAAAGCGGAUGGCUCCGAGCCAAACAAAAACAUUGUGCGCGGCUAUGCAGAUUGCAAGUGGCAUUCUGAUAUAUACGAACGAGUAAGCUCUUCGUUGCAAGGCUUAGGACUAGAAACAGAAUGUUUAGGUGGUGGCAGAAUAGAUCAUAAUCCAGAUGCAAAAAAGAUUAAAGUUUAUGGAUACUCUCAGGGUUACGGAAAAGCAGAUCAUGAUGAAUCUAGAAAGAUUUUACUUUCUAAAUAUACCGACUACGAAAUUGAAGCGUGCGAUGAAGGAUAUUAAAUUAAGAAUUUUUUAACUUUAUAUGCGUUUAUCCUUUAUCUUCAAAAUGUGUUGUAUCUUGAAAAAUAUGAACUAAAAUUAAUAUAAAGAAUAUUUAAUACGAAA
Molecule: messenger RNA, 647 nt
Organism: Teleopsis dalmanni
Lineage: Eukaryota; Metazoa; Arthropoda; Insecta; Diptera; Diopsidae
Product: sex-regulated protein janus-A-like
Exons: 4
Coding region: 90-542 (150 amino acids)
Biological process (GO): peptidyl-histidine dephosphorylation
Cellular component (GO): cytosol
Molecular function (GO): protein histidine phosphatase activity
Source: RefSeq, a predicted model, not a curated record